AUGGAAAACUGUGAACUACAGCUAAGGGACGACACCAAACGCUAUUUACGUCUAGCAUGUCUCUUGUUGCAUAUAGCUCCACGUGCACUGAGGAGACACUUUGACCAUGAAUUUCACCCGAACCAACUUCAAACAUUUCUUGUACAGAAACAAAAUAACAUAUUGAAACUUAAGCAGAGAAGGUGUAUUACUCAAACACAAUAUGAGUUAUUAUAUCCAGCAGGUGAACUAUCAUCAACGAACUUUGACAUGACUUUAAUGACUUUCUUAUUGAGACAUUUUACGGAUUUAAGUUUUUCUGACAAACUUCCAUCUGACCAUUUGAUAGAUCUUGGAUCUGACAUUUCGCGGUUGGGACACUACCGGAAUGUUAUUGUCCAUUCAAAAGAUGGAUGUGUUUCAGAAGACGAAUUUCGUACAGUUUGGGAUUGUGUUUCACAGGCUAUUAAAAGACUUGCACAAGAGUCAUUGUGCAAUGGAGAAAUUUCAUCUCUACUGGUAGCCUGUCUAUCCGGUACUAUUGAUGUGGCCUCAAUUCAACAAGAUGUUAAUCAACAGAGGCAAUUGGACGAAUUGACAGAAAGAGUAUUGAAAUUAGAAACGGAGAAUAUAAAUCGCUCAGAAAUAGGAAGAAAGACGAUGUCGAAUUGGUCAGAAGAAGAUAAAAAGUUUGUUAGAACAAAGAUUUUAGAACUCGUUACUAAAUCAUUAACAACACACAAAGCAGUAAUUUUAGUAGGACACGCAGGAUGUGGUAAAUCAGCAACUGCUAAGCAUGUGGCUUUAAAGUUACAAAAAGAAGAAGGAUACGAAAUUGAAGAAAUAUAUCAGCCUGAUGAUGUUGUCAAAUAUUACAAUUCAAAAACUAAACAAUUAUUCUUAAUAGAAGAUAUAUGCGGGAAAUUUUCAAUCGAUCAGCAAAAGGCUGAUCAAUGGACAGAAAAUGACUCGAAAAUUGAAAAAUUGCUACAACCAAACACAAAUAAUAAGUUUCUUAUUACAACACGAGUUGGUAUUUACAAGAGUGAAUGCUUUCCACAGCUGAAAUGUUUAGACAUUCAAGAGUUUAACUUUGAAGGUACUACUAGACUUUCACACGAGGAAAUGAGAUCAAUAGCACUAUCGUAUAUCCCUAGAGACAUAGCUCAUGGGAUAGAUGAUUCAACAUUUGAUCUAUUUCCAUUUUUUCCUUUAAUGUGUAAGAUUUACUCAAAUAUGACGGAGAAAGAUCCAAGUUUUUUUAAAUAUCCAAUCGAACUUAUACAAAAGGAAGUCAAUGACAUUAAGCAGAGACACGAGUCCUCGUUUAUAGCACUUUGCUUAUUAGUUCUUCACAACAAUGCUUUAGAUAAGAAGAUUUUCGAUGGGAAUUCAGCAAGAAUCACUAGUUGUGUUGAAAUGAUUAUUCGUGAAACUACAAUAAAAAGUUAUUAUUCGUUACUUGAAAUUGAGCAGAGCCUUAAACACAAGGUGCAUCUUUUCGUUUCAGAAAAUGAAUCUGAAUAUGUAGCCAUUCAUGACAAGAUGUUUGACAUCAUUUCAGCUGUUAUGAUUCCGUUAAUGUUCAAGUCCGUGAUAAAAUUUGGUGACAGUUCGUUGCUGUCAAGUCGGAUUCAGUUACGUUCACUCGACGAGAAACCUAAUGAUUUUGUGCAGCUUCUGCCCACUGAGUUAGAAAGUUCAUACUUUGACAGGCUCGGUUUGGAUAUAGAGCAAGGGUAUCAUUGGGAUGUGUUUGGUAAUAUACAAACACGUUUCCGACAAUACCGAGAACUUUUUUUGAAUAAUUUAAGUAAGAUGCAGAUAAAGGUGACCACACUGGGAAAUGAUGGUUCAACUCCGUUAUUUGUUUCAUCAUAUAAAGGAUAUAAAGAUUUCGUCGAAUAUCUAGCAGAUAAAUUUACAGAUCAAGUUUUCCAAAGAGAUGAACACAAUAGAUCACCCCUUUAUAUAGCUUGCAAACAAGGACAUGUGGAAGUUGUAAAAACACUGUUGCUCUUUGACAAAGAUGUCCAUCAACUUCAAAAUUGUAACUGUACUCCAUUUUAUAUAUCUUGCCAGAUGGGACAUGUAGAUAUUGCUAAGCUUCUAUUUCAGCACGAUUUAAUAGAUAAAAGUGACAGGAACAAAUAUAAAAAUAGAAAGAGUGCUGCAUUUAAAAAAGACGAGGUAAAAAAAGGUGCACAUGAUAAUCUUAUCAACAAGCCAAUGGAUACAGGAAUAACUCCUUUGAUGGCUGCUUCAUUUAAUGGGCAUACAGACAUAGUUACAUUUCUACUAGAUAUUAAUGUUGCGUUUGAUAGCGCUGAUCAAAAUGAAUCGACCGCCCUUCAUUAUGCCUGUUUAAACAAUCAUGUAGAUAUUGUACUUUUAUUAGUCAGUCAUGGAGCUGAAGUAGAUUCAGUUGAUCACAAGAAUCAAACACCUUUUUAUAUUUCUUGCUGCUAUGGUCACAUGGAUAUAAUCAAACUACUACUUUUUGGUAACGAGCCUAUUAAAAGAAGCAUUGGUAGCAAAAACAGUAUAUCACGUUCAUCGGAUAAUCUCUCAUUAUGUGUUCCUUUCAGUAAUCAUAGUCUUCACAUAAACAAAUGUGUUGAUCUAAAUGUAAGGGAUGUAGGGGGUGAUACCGCUUUACACGCUGCUUGCUUUAACGGACAUUUUGAAGUUGUGAAAUUAUUGAUUCAAAUUGGGAUGAACGUUAAUGCAGGUAACUGUAAAGAAGAAACGCCUCUCCUGAUGGCCUGUGCAAACGGAUUCUUUAAUAUAGCAAAAUUAUUGAUUGAUAAUAAUGCAGAUAUCAAUCAGAGCGAUAAUAAAAAGUUUACACCGUUGUUGUAUGCUUCGAAAUGUAAUUUAGAUACAGUCAAAUUGUUGAUUAAACACAACUGUGACAUCAAUGCUAAAAACUGUUAUGAUAGUACCGCUUUACAUCAAGCAUGUAGCAAUGGGAAUGCACAAAUAGUUGAUAUGCUUAUCUAUAAUAAGGCGAACAUAAACGCAUGCGACAGAGAUGGAAAAACGCCUUUAUUCUAUGCUGCAAGAAAUAAUAAACUUGAUGUUAUAGAACUUAUUAUAAGUCGAGGAGCAAACGUUAAUUAUUGGGAGGAGGGCGGAGUCACUCCACUUCAGGGUGCUUGUAAAUACGGGCACAAAGAUGUAGUAGUCGCUCUCUUAAAGUACAAUUCUGAUGUUAAUGCUGCGCGUUGUCCAAAACUGAAACCCAUAAUCCUAGCAAAAGAAGGCGGUUUUGAUGAUAUCGUAGAAAUUCUAGAGAAACACUUAAAGAAAAUGAAAUGUUAUUAA
Molecule: messenger RNA, 3306 nt
Organism: Mytilus trossulus (common blue mussel)
Lineage: Eukaryota; Metazoa; Mollusca; Bivalvia; Mytilida; Mytilidae
Exons: 4
Coding region: 1-3306 (1101 amino acids)
Biological process (GO): innate immune response
Cellular component (GO): cytoplasm
Molecular function (GO): protein binding
Source: RefSeq, a predicted model, not a curated record